Hippopotamus amphibius kiboko is the source of this 2644-nucleotide messenger RNA. Its product is annotated as retinol dehydrogenase 12-like. The coding region runs from base 34 to 1026 and encodes 330 amino acids. Lineage: Eukaryota; Metazoa; Chordata; Mammalia; Artiodactyla; Hippopotamidae. The record is from RefSeq and is a predicted model, not a curated record. The transcript is spliced from 6 exons.
CAGCACUUCCAGGGGCAGGCCAGACUUCUCACUAUGCCACUGUGGUCUCUACUUAGCACCCCAGUCUGGGGUCCUGGCUCUGUCCUCCUCAUUCUGGUCCUCCUGCUUAGACUAAGUGCACAGGCCUGGCAUAAGUUUUAUCUUUGGGACCUCCAGCACUGCUCCACAGAUUUGACUGGAAAGACGGCAGUGGUGACUGGGGCCAACAGUGGCAUGGGGAAGUUUGUGUCCCAGGAGCUGGCCCGCCGAGGGGCGCGUGUGAUCCUGGCCUGCCGUAGCAGAGAGCGUGGACAGCAAGCCCUCGCUGAGAUACGAGCAGCGACAAAGAGCACGCGCCUCCUGCUUGGUGAGGUGGACCUGAGCUCUAUGGCCUCCAUCCGGAGCUUUGCGCAGUGGCUUCUGCAGGAGUAUCCUGAGAUACAUCUACUGAUUAACAAUGCUGCAAUCUGUGGAUUCCCCACGACACUUACCCCAGAGGGCCUUGAUCUCACCUUUGCCACCAACUACACUGGGCCCUUUCUGCUCACAAAUCUGCUCCAAGGGGCCCUUCAGCGGGCAGAGUCAGCCCGGGUAGUGAACGUGUCUUCCUUCCUUCAAGCAUAUGCGUACGUUGAUGAAGAACACCUGACAGGGGCUGGUAGACCUUUGACCUUCAAUGAGAACUAUAACUGCAGCAAACUGCUUUUGGCCUCAUUCACUGGGAAACUUGCCCAGAGACUUCAGGGGACAGGUGUGACUGUGAACUCUGUGGACCCAGGUGUUGUAUACACGAAGAUCAUGAGGCACUUUUCUUGGCCAUAUCGCUUCCUCUUCUGGUUCUUCAGCUUCUUAUUUAAGGAUAGCAAACAAGGUGCAGUCCCCGUCCUCUACCUGUGCUUGGCAAAGGAGCUGGAUGGCAUUUCUGGAAAACAUUUUAGCAGUUCCUGUGUGAUAACUCUUCCCCCUGAAGCUGCUCGGGAUCGUCAUGUGGCCCAAAGCCUCUGGGAUACCUCCGUCCGACUAACAAACCUAAACAAAGUGGACUGAUCCUCUGUGACCCCUGCCCUAACUAGCCACCCUCUCCUUGGUGCCCAGCCCUUACUCUGAUUAUGCCUUCUGCUGCUGGUUCCAAGGAUCAAUCUUUUUGUCCAGUAUAGUGACCACUUCCUCUUCCUGUUGGUUCAGGGGCAUGGGAGCUCAGAUCAGCCAGAGACAGUUUCAGCUUCUAGUUUAUUGCUAGUUAUUUGAUAGAAGUAUUCGUAUCUUGGGUGCUAGGAUCUCCAAACCUACCAAGUCCUAUGUUGCGGUGACGGGAAUAAGACUGCUAUUGGUGGGUAUUAGAUGUACCAGUAAGAGGGGAAACUUCUACCUGUACCUCUUGGUUCUUGGCCUUGGGGGAGACAGCACCCUGCCGAGACCAGCUCGGCGACUCGAGGUGAGUGACGGGUGCCGCAAGCUUGAAGAAGACACAGACACAGACUGAAGAGAAAAGUGGGGCCGGGGGGCUCAAGACCUCUCGGAUCAAGAGCCCUGCUGACUCAUCCCAGGUUGCUUUUAUUGAGUUCGUGGGCUAACAUUCUCAGGUUAGACUCAUAAACAAUCAAAGGCCUCACAUGACUGAGGCAAUUAUCUUUGUUUGCUUCGUGGGUCCGAGUUGAGCAGGUGUGGAUUUGAGCUGGGGGUGGAGAGCAAAACAGCCCUGGGGGCAGGAGACCUCUCUCAGAUAUUAGGGGUCUGUGCCCCACCCAUGUUGGCCCCUCUGCGACUGUGCCUGUCUUAGGUUGUUCCUCCCUUGAGGAAUCUUACCCGUCUCUGGCUAACCAGUCAUCCUCUAGGGCCAAACAGGGUGAUAUAAGGAAGGCUCUAUGCACCACCCCUGUUGGCCCCUCUGCGGCUGUGCCUGUCUUAGGUUGUUCCUCCUCUGAGGAAUCUUACCCGUCUUUGGCUAACCAGCCAUCCUCCAGGGCCAAACAGGGUGAUAUUAGUCUCCACGCCCCGCACCCUCAGCUCCUCCACUGCUCAAGCAGGACAUUCUGAAUCCCAUCGCUCAGCCCACAUACUUUAACAUUUUCAAGGUUUCAGAAAGGUUCCUGAAUGUCUUCCCACAGCACCCCAUAGUGUCCUCUGGAUUAAGGCAUAUGCCACAUCCUGUAGGACAGCAUCGCAGCUUCAUAGGGUGUUGUCUCCCAGCUGGUACUGUAACUGAGGCUACAGGUAACCAUUCCACCUUUCUAUCAAACCAGCUGCUCCUGGGUGCUGAGUUAUGCAAUAAUGCCACUGAAUUCUCAGUGAGAGCCCACUGCUUCUUUUAAAUCUACAUAAAUUUUGGAAUUAGCUUUUCCAAUUUCACAUGCACAAAUCUUGUCGGGAUUGCACUACAUCUGUUUGGGAGGAUUGAAGUUUUUAUGUUAAUGAGUUGUUUAAACAUGAAUGAAGUGUACUUUUAUCUAUUUAAAUCUUAAUAUCUUUAUAAAAUUUUGAAUAAUUUUACCCAUAAAGAUCUUGCACAAGUUUUAUUAUAUUUAAUUCCAGAUACCUUACUUUUUAUGCUAUUGCAAAUGGUAUUUUAAAAUUUGCAUAUUAAUCAUAUAUCAAGCAACUUUAUUAAGUUAUCUAAUUCUGAUCAUUUAUCUGUAGAUUCUUUUGUUUUUUUUUCCACAUAGAA